Messenger RNA from Phyllostomus hastatus (greater spear-nosed bat), 754 nucleotides. Its product is annotated as phospholipase A and acyltransferase 4-like. The coding region runs from base 69 to 641 and encodes 190 amino acids. Gene Ontology annotation, molecular function: glycerophospholipid phospholipase A1 activity; A2-type glycerophospholipase activity. Lineage: Eukaryota; Metazoa; Chordata; Mammalia; Chiroptera; Phyllostomidae. Gene Ontology annotation, biological process: N-acylphosphatidylethanolamine metabolic process. The transcript has 4 exons. The record is from RefSeq and is a predicted model, not a curated record. Gene Ontology annotation, cellular component: cytoplasm.
AAGUGAAAGCGGAACUCUCAGCUUCCAUAUAAAGCCUGUCCCACCAGCAACGCCCAACACACAGCGCCAUGGACUCCCAGGAAAGCAGCGAAUGCAAUCCAGGAGACCUGAUUGAGAUGUUCCGUGAUGGCUUCCAGCACUGGGCACUCUACAUGGGAGAUGGCUACCUGGUCCAUCUGGCUGUUUUACGUGACUCACCAGAAGCGAGCGCCUCCAGAGAGGACUUAUUUCUGAGCAAGAAAGCAGUGGUGAAAAAGGUGCCGCUGGCUGAUGUGAAGAGAUCCACAUAUCGGGUGAACAACCAGUUGGACAAGGAGCUACAACCACUGCCUGUGGAGCAGAUUAUCAGUACUGCCGAGAGGAUGAUUGGAGAGAAGAUGGAGUUCGAUAUUAGCAGCAACAAUUGUGAGCAUUUUGUCACCAAACUGAGAUACGGUGUGCCCAGAUGCCUGCAGAUUGAAAAGGGUACGGUGGCACCAGAGUUGGCUGAAGCCUUAGCUGACGCUGCUGCUGCAGCAGCCCCUCUUGCUCAAUCUGCAAUGACGAACUCGUCCCACCCCAGUGACAGCCUGAAGAAGCCACAGGAUCCUGCCCUCGAAGCCGCUGACCAGCCAACACCCCCACCUCCCCUGCCUCCCUGACCCCGGCUCUCGGGCAGCCCCCAGUUCUGUCCCUCGCUCUCCCUCUCGCUGACCGAAGGAUGGAAUAAUUGCACCAAGACCUAGAAUGAAUAAAUGUAUCUGCCUUUCCCUUC